Messenger RNA from Lutzomyia longipalpis, 502 nucleotides. RefSeq names its product DNA-directed RNA polymerase II subunit RPB11 (gene Rpb11). Gene Ontology annotation, biological process: transcription by RNA polymerase II. Lineage: Eukaryota; Metazoa; Arthropoda; Insecta; Diptera; Psychodidae. The transcript is spliced from 4 exons. The record is from RefSeq and is a predicted model, not a curated record. Gene Ontology annotation, cellular component: RNA polymerase II, core complex. Gene Ontology annotation, molecular function: DNA binding; protein dimerization activity. Bases 109 to 462 code for a protein of 117 amino acids.
ACCAGCUGAUUUUGUUGACGAACUAAAAACAAAACAUUUUCGCAAUUUCCACUUUUUCCGCGAAUUUUCCCCGAAAAACAAGUGAAAAGAGCGUGAAAAUCUGCAAAGAUGAAUGCCCCACCAACCUUCGAGUCCUUCCUCUUGUACGACGGGGAGAAAAAAAUCAUCAAAGAACUAGACACAAAGGUGACAAAUGCAGCGAUUUUCACGGUAAAUAAGGAAGAUCACACCCUUGGAAAUAUGAUCAGGAACCAAUUGUUGAAGGAUCCAAACGUCCUGUUUGCUGGAUACAAAGUCCCUCAUCCGCUGGAGCAUAAAUUCGUCAUAAGGAUUCAAACAACAGCCGAAUACUCUCCCCAUGAAGCCUUCACAAAUGCAAUUACGGAUCUCAUGUCGGAACUAUCGCUCUUUGAGGAGAGAUUUAAGGACGCAAUUAAGGAUAAAAAAGACGGUGGAGAUUAGAAUUUGUAUGAAAUUGAUCUAAAAAUUUAAUGAAAACGAA